Molecule: messenger RNA, 1819 nt
Organism: Serpula lacrymans var. lacrymans S7.9
Lineage: Eukaryota; Fungi; Basidiomycota; Agaricomycetes; Boletales; Serpulaceae
Exons: 3
Coding region: 272-1339 (355 amino acids)
Biological process (GO): osmosensory signaling pathway via Sho1 osmosensor; signal transduction involved in filamentous growth; fungal-type cell wall organization
Cellular component (GO): plasma membrane; extracellular region; site of polarized growth
Molecular function (GO): osmosensor activity
Source: RefSeq, a predicted model, not a curated record
UACGACGACGUCAAAAAGCUCUGCAAGUGCUACCUCCUCUAGCCCAUCUUGUCUUUUGGGUGGGAUUUUAGGUUGCCCUACCUCGACGUCUACUUCGGCACAUUCUACAAUAACUUCUACCAACGGGACUAGUACUAUAACAAGCGGUCAUUCGACCGUCACCGCGUUUACGACUAUUGUUAACGGAUCGACGAUUACUGAGACCAGUACCUUGCGGUCAGGGAAUUUGUCGUCGACUGUGAUAAGCUUUACCAACGUCUCAACAAGCUCGAUGACAUCCACUCAUAUUUCUUCCUCUACUUCGCCGACCCAGACUUCCAAUUCCAUUUACAAUUACCUUACUACUGUGUCAUCUCUCGAGAUCAAUAACUCCCCUACGACCACCAGGACCCAGUCUACAUUGACAAACCCUGACCAGGCAACCACGACACUCACCGCUGGAAGUAUAGCCCCAUCAAGUGCGCCAAGUAUUGCUCCUCUUCCGAGCAACUUGCCGAGGAUUAUACUACCGCCCGGUCAACAAUACAAUCAGUCCACAGUUCCCGCUGGGUACUCUCUGAUCAGCGUAUUGUUUAAUCAAUCGUUAAAUUGGCAAUGGGUGGCCCAAAAUGCCGAUACAUCUGGUCAGAUAUUUGAAUACUUCCCUCAAGUUAUUGCCACAGCAUUGGGCAUCGAUGCAUCGCAAAUUUACAAUUACGAGUUGGAAGUAUACAUUCCUUCGUCCUAUCAAGGGACUCAGGAUGUUGCGCAGCUUGGCACCGAGUGGUUGGGUUUCAUUUCGAGUGCUCUUGUUCAGCAACUCGCUAGUUUGGUUUCUAACGAAAAAUCGCCUUUCUACACCGCACAAGUUGGAUCCAUUCCUCAAACCCUUGCGUCGUGCGUUGACCCUAGCCUUCCUAUCGAUUCAGUAUCCAGUCCUACCACCGGAAGUGGUAGUUCCACCUCUUCCAAUGGGAAUUCGUCUAGCAAUUCUUCUAAAGUUAGACAAGAUGCCAUCAUUGGUGUUGUAAGCUCACUGGGAGCUAUCGCUCUUAUUGUACUCGGCUACAUUGCAUACAAAUCGAUCAAGAAACGCAGGGAACUCGCACAUAGGCGCCUGUCAGAUCCAGGCUUCGAGGGCGCUCGACCUGAUGGCCAGGAAUUCGAUCGAGAUAGUGUCGGUGGUCAGCGCAGGAGAAGUUUCUAUUAUGCAGAGGAUAGUUUGCGAGGAUAUCAGGGUGUUAGGACCGAUGGAGAUGACUACGACAAUCACGUCACCGGUGUGCGUGAGCGCCGCACUUUAGUACCUGGCGCUCCCAUAUCCAACCCGAUUUUGAGGGAAAGUAGCUUGAAUUGGUGAGGGAGGCUUCUGUAGCUCGGAGUGGAAAAAACUUCACGACCUCUCCUCUUUCUUGGAAACCUCGCCUGUUUUUCUUUAUUUCUGUGGCUAGGUUUCAUUGGGAUUUUAUUUAUGUAUGUUUCAGACGCACUUCGUUUGCUUAUUUGGCCCCGCUGUUCGCUUGUUUGCAGCUCAAUAUGUUUUCUCUGGCCGCUCCAGUUCAUCUGCAACGGCAGGCCCAUCUCGCAGUACGACCUGGAAUGUUUUAUCUUCUUCUGCUAAUACCCCUUUGGUCUUUCUGUUGUCUUACCUACUCAUGUGGACCGCAGUUCAUCAAUGCUUACGCUAUGCUUAUCCCCAAAAGAAUACGUGGAUUCUUGAACUUAUAGACAGACUUCCACAUUAUUGAUAUAUACUUUGCACUGGUUGCCUGUACAUUGUAGGCUCUCUGCAAUGGCCAACCGAAAGGGGUGAAUAUAUUGCAUUGCUAAUUUCCUGCCU